Molecule: messenger RNA, 246 nt
Organism: Trichomonas vaginalis G3
Lineage: Eukaryota; Parabasalia; Trichomonadida; Trichomonadidae
Exons: 1
Source: RefSeq, a predicted model, not a curated record
AUGCUUACUCAGUGUCCCAAAGGAAACAACGCAAAAUCGUUUGAAAUGCGUACGGCUGUUACAAUUUUACAAAAAAACGAAGGAGAGAAAUGCAAACAAGAAAUAUACAAUCGUGUCAAUAAUUACCAAAUAUCUCCUUCAAUCCGCGAACUCCAAAAACUUGAAUAUGAGAAAAAUAAAUCCAGAAAUCAAAAGAAAGCUACACCAGAAACAAGAAAAGAGAUCAACAAGGCAAGAAAUGCAAAA